This is a messenger RNA of Dipodomys spectabilis (banner-tailed kangaroo rat), 2014 nucleotides long. It is a transcript of the gene Isoc1, whose product is annotated as isochorismatase domain containing 1. The transcript has 5 exons. NCBI's taxonomy places the organism in Eukaryota, Metazoa, Chordata, Mammalia, Rodentia, Heteromyidae. The record is from RefSeq and is a predicted model, not a curated record. Gene Ontology annotation, cellular component: cytoplasm. Bases 16 to 897 code for a protein of 293 amino acids.
GCGCUCGGGAGGAACAUGGCGGCGCCGGAGCCGGGCGCCCCGGUGCUGGGCGGCGCGGGGACGCCGUCGGGCGCGGUCCCGGUGCUCUUCUGCUUCUCGGUCUUCGCGCGGCCGUCCUCCGUGCCGCACGGCGCGGGCCACGAGCUGCUGAUCCAGAAGUUCCUCAGCCUGUACGGGGACCAGGUGGACGCGCACCGCAAGUUCGUGGUGCAGCUCUUCGCCGAGGAGUGGGGCCAGUACGUGGACCUGCCCAAGGGCUUCGCCGUCAGCGGCCGCUGCCGCCUGCGCCUCGUGCCGCUGCAGGUCCAGCUUACCACCCUGGGAAAUCUUACACCUUCAAGCACUGUGUUCUUUUGCUGUGAUAUGCAGGAAAGGUUCAGACCAGCCAUCAAGUAUUUUGGCGAUAUCAUCAGCGUGGGACAAAGGCUGUUGCAAGGAGCCCGGAUUUUAGGAAUUCCAGUUAUUGUAACAGAGCAGUACCCCAAAGGUCUUGGAAGUACUGUUCAAGAAAUUGACUUAACAGGUGUAAAACUGGUUCUUCCAAAGACCAAGUUUUCAAUGGUGUUACCAGAAGUAGAGGCAGCGUUAGCAGAGAUACCUGGAGUCAGAAGUGUGGUAUUAUUUGGAGUAGAAACUCACGUAUGCAUCCAGCAAACGGCUCUGGAGCUGGUUGGCCGAGGAGUCGAGGUCCACAUUGUUGCUGAUGCCACCUCCUCAAGAAGCAUGAUGGACAGGAUGUUUGCUCUGGAGCGUCUUGCCAGAACUGGGAUCAUAGUGACUACAAGUGAGGCUGUUCUGCUACAGCUGGUGGCUGACAAAGAUCAUCCAAAAUUCAAGGAAAUUCAGAAUCUGAUUAAGGCAAGUGCUCCAGAGUCUGGUCUGCUUUCCAAAGUAUAGGAGGACAUUGGAAGGAUGGGCAACAGGACUAAGCCCAGACAAGCUCUGUCUCUACUAGAAUUAAAAUGUUACGUCAAAAAUGGCUCCUUUUUUUGCAGCUCUCUAGUAAUACUUUCCCGGCUAGAUCAUGUGGGUACCAGCGUUUAGUUACCAGUGUCAGAAGCUUCAGGUGCUGCUUACCUUCUUUUUUUUCUUAAUGGGCUUUUAUUUAUUAAAACAAUUAAUUGGAGGUGCCUGUUUUGUCUAUACCGUACACACUGACCGUACCCUUCGAAAGUGCACAGUCUGGUGAAGUUUUCUAAAAUUGUGCACUUCAAAGAAGAAUAGAUCUACUAAUAAUGAUUUGACUUUUAUAUCACUGUAAGAUGUAUGUUAGUAUUAAUAUAGACUCAGUGCUUGAAUUUACAGGUUAAGAGCAUUGUACAGGAAAUAGGAACAGGACGAUGGGCCGUGUUCCUACUUGUCUCAAAAUGUUGUUGAGUUACGUAUUCAGUGAGUUGCAUUGAUCUAACUAUAUCAAAUCAUGUUAAAUAAUUACAUAUCUUUCUUGAUUAUACUGAUUUUCUUACUCUGGUCAGCAUCUCUAACUACUACUAGUUUUUUAGCUGGCUUUCUUUAACCUAGAAAAAUUCAUUAAGUUGUGCUUAUUUUAUUUUUAUUAUCUUUAAGUAGUUCUGAAAAGAGAUUUCAAUUCAACAUAUAAAUUCAUAAGUACAGUGCCACCCCUUUCCAUUGCUUAUUAAUUCUUUUAAAAGAUUAUGGAAAUGUCAUGCUGUGUGGCUCCUCCCUUGGUGGAGAACUGUAGCUGAAUGUCUUUACAGUAAUUUGGAGUACGUCUGUUAUAGAUAGCACAAGAUUUAGCAGCGACAUGGGUGAAACAUGUAGUUUCAAAAUGUUCAUAUUCCGUUCCAUAUUUCUCCAAUUUACUCUUGAAAUUAUUGUCAGUGCAACAGGCAUCAGGAAUGAUUUGGUAGUACUAAUUUUGUGGUCAUUGUUACUCGUCAAUAAAUUUAUUUUCAUUAAUACUUACGAGUGUUUAAAAACUUUUUUUAAAUACUGUGUGAAAUGUGGAACAUUUCUGUCUUUUAUAUUAAAGUAAUUAAAGAUGAAGAAAAUA